Ictalurus punctatus (channel catfish) is the source of this 1259-nucleotide messenger RNA. RefSeq names its product BCL2 interacting protein 3 (gene bnip3). Lineage: Eukaryota; Metazoa; Chordata; Actinopteri; Siluriformes; Ictaluridae. Gene Ontology annotation, biological process: positive regulation of apoptotic process; mitochondrial outer membrane permeabilization. Gene Ontology annotation, cellular component: mitochondrial envelope; nucleus; mitochondrial outer membrane. The record is from RefSeq and is marked provisional.
GUGGCACCGAUUCCGUACUGAGUCACAUGAACACACGUGUGCUGUCUAUGCGGCAUUAAAGAGUAAAAGUGAAGCAACUAAUGCUGCUUCUCUGUAAAUCUGUCUUGUCUGAACACGACCAGGCGCCGGCUGAUCUUUUUACUUUAAUCCAGAUAAAUAGCAGUUUGAAGGAGAUUGUAUUGUCUGAGGUGUGACUGGGGCCUUUCUGCCAUCAUGUCGACAGAAAAACAAAGUCUUCCCGAGGAGAAUCUGCAAGGCUCUUGGGUUGAGCUGCACUUCAAUAACGGAGGUGGAGGAGCUCCCAAAGCAGCAGUGGAGGAUCAUGCUCAGAGUUCAGCCCCGUCCGGAGACAUGGAGAAGAUGCUGCUGGACGCUCAGCACGAGUCUGGCAGGAGUAGCUCCAGAGGAAGUUUGCCCUGUGACAGUCCUCCAAGGUCCCAGACUCCUUUGCACUUAAGCAGAGGCUCAGAGGUCCACAGCUCAGGAGAGAAAAACAGCUCACAGUCUGAUGAAGACUUUCUGGAAAGGAGGAAAGAGGUUGACAACCUGAUGAAGAAAAACGCUGAUUGGAUAUGGGACUGGUCGAGUCGUCCAGAAAACAUCCCACCCAAGGAAUUCUUGCUGAAGCAACCGAAACGCUCCAGCACCUUAAGUAUCAGGAACACUAGCGUGAUGAAGAAGGGAGGAAUCUUCUCUGCUGAGUUCCUCAAAGUCUUCCUCCCAUCUCUCAUCGUCUCUCACAUCCUCGCCGUGGGGCUCGGUGUUUACAUCGGAAGGCGCAUUACUACUGCCUCCAGCACGUUCUGAGGGAGAACCCAGGUCUCUGAUCUCACGGCUGCACCCUCACCGUCUACACUGCUUUGUCUCGUCUUGAAUUGAUGUUUCAGUAGAUCCAACUAGGUCAGGAACGCUAGAGCCGCUUCCACUAGCAGGCUGCGGGCUGUGCUACACUGCCUUCCUUCCCUCCUCGUGUAUUCCUCUGGCUCGCUCUCUGCUUUUACAAUCUAGCCUGCACUGGGAAGCCAUUUUAGAUUUGCAGCCAGUAGCUAAAUAGCAUUAUCUGUGCUCCACCUUCAUCUUAUAAUUUCUUGUGCAGAUAUACAGAGAAUCUGUUUAAAAGAAAUAUCAGUCAUGUGAAAUGUAGAUGUAAGGAAGUGAAAAACAGACCAAUGCUGGAAUUUAAAAAUACUACAGAUAGGGUAAGAGUCUGGCUUAGGACUUGUAAAUUGAAAUACUUUAUGAUGGGGUUGACAAAAUGG